UAUAAAGAUGGAAAAGUAUUGCUUUCUGAGAGAUGCAAACUGCUUCUUGGGCUUAUGCUAUUAUCUUCCUUCCAAAAUGCCACAGUUUCUCUAUCUGGCUCUCUUGACACUUGGGCUUCAUGCUACAAUUUAUUGUGCAUCACUUAACAGUUCUGAAGGCAAAGUAACCACCUGCCAUUUGCCCCAACAAAAUGCCACUCUUUAUAAGAUGUCGUCUAUCAAUGCUGACUUUGCAUUCAACUUGUACCGGAGGUUCACUGUUGAGGCUCCAAAUCGGAAUAUCUUUUUCUCCCCUGUGAGCAUUUCUGCAUCUUUGGCCAUGCUUUCCUUUGGGACCUGCCCCAGCACCCAAACUCAGAUUCUGGAGGUCUUGGGGUUCAACCUCACAGACACUCCAAUGUCAGAGAUCCAGCAGGGCUUCCAGCACCUAAUUUGUUCACUGAACCUUCCAAAAAAAGAACUGGAAUUGCAGAUGGGAAAUGCUCUCUUCAUUGGGAAGCAACUGAAACCACUGGCAAAAUUCUCGAAUGAUGUCAAGACUCUCUAUGAGACUGAAGUCUUUUCUACUGACUUCUCCAAUAUUUCUGUAGCCCAGGAAGAGAUCAACAGUCAUGUGGCGAAGCAAACCAAAGGAAAAGUUGUGGGUCUAAUCCAGGACCUCAAACCAAAUACCAUCAUGGUCCUUGUGAGCUACAUUCAUUUUAAAGCCCAGUGGGCAAAUCCUUUUGAUCCAUCCAAGACAGAAGAAAGUUCCAGCUUCUUAGUGGACAAGACCACCAUGGUACGAGUACCCAGGAUGCAUCAGAUGGAACAAUACUAUUAUCUGGUGGAUAUGGAACUGAAUUGCACAGUCCUGCAAAUGGACUACAGCGAGAGUUCCUUGGCACUCAUUGUCCUUCCCAAGGAGGGACAGAUGGAGUGGGUGGAAGCAGCCAUGUCAUCUAAAACACUAAAGAAGUGGAAUCGCUUACUGCAGAAGGGGUGGGUUGAAUUGUUUGUUCCAAAAUUUUCUAUUUCUGCCACAUAUGAUCUUGGAGCCAUGCUUUUGAAGAUGGGCAUCCAGGAUACCUUUGCUGAAAAUGCUGCUUUUCCUGGACUCACAGAGGAUAGUGGUCUGAAGCUUUCCAAUGUUGCCCACAAGAAUGUGCUGCAUAUUGGUGAAAAGGGUACUGAAGCUGUAGCUGUCCCGGAAGUCAGAUUCCUGGAUCAGCCUGAUGUAACUCCUUCUUAUCCUAUCAUCCAACUUGAUAGACCCUUCCUGCUGUUGAUUUUGGAGAAAAAUACUAGAAGCAUUCUCUUUCUAGGGAAAGUUGUGGACCCAACACAAGUGUAGUUGGAAAAGAGGCCAUUGGCUAAUAACAUGUGUGUAUUACAAAAGGAAAUAAAUAAAUUAUGUAGCCUGAUAUAAUUAUUAUGAGCUUUGACUUGCCUUCCCUUGUGCAUGGGUAGAGAUUGAACCCUGGAAGAACUUCACUGUCUUUGAAAGAGGCUAAUCCUAUGGCCAAAAAUCAUUCAUAUAUUCAAUGAGUGACAUUUUAUUAUCCAAAGCAUGGGAAGGCUCCAUAUUAGUGUUCCUUUUUGUCAGAGACCUCCCGUUCCCCACUCCCUGUCAAUUAGUUAACUCCAAGAAAGUUGACUGGGCUGACAAAUGCUCCCUCCCCUGCCUUUUGGAAAAUAGUUAUAAUGUAGGCAAAGUCCUCAAAUCUCAAUAUUCCAAUAGUAAGAUAAAUGAACAUAAUAUAAUGCAAGUGCAGUGACUUAUAUGUAAAAUUCUCAGUCUCCUUCCUUCCAGCCCAUUAAAAUAAUUCUCUAUCCAAAGUGCCAUUGGGAAAUUGGAUAAAGGUGCUCCUACUACAGAACUGAAUGGCAGACUAAGAGCGUACUUCCUAGGACUAUAUCUUUUCUGUCUUAAUAAGCACAGGACAAGAAAAGGAAAAGAGAAAUGAACUCUCAUAUACAAGCCUGCCUUCCUUCCCUGCAUCCCAGAAGUUCCCGUCUUGCUAAUUUAUAAGCUGGAAAUAGAGAAGGACAAGCAUUUAUUUACAUUAUAUCUUACAGUCUCUCUUUUUCUGCAUCUUAAUUAGAUUCAUUUCCAAAUAUUGCACCCCUAUUUCUCUCAUUCAAGUAGGAGUCUCCAGGUCAGUUUGUCCUUUUGUUUAUACUCUCACUGAUGUUUGAUGCUUUUGUAUCCAUAGAUCCUUCGACAAUUUCUUACUUUGUAUGCUUGCCAACUCAUCCUCACCCACCAAACUAGAUUUUGCUUCAGACGAUAUGUAUUCAAGAUCCCAACACUAGAAUUUGGCAAACAUAAAUGGCAUAAUAAGUAUGAUGAUGAUAUGUCUGAAACUCUAGCCCUGAGGGUAAAUGCUUCAAUGACAGGAAAACAAUAAUGCAUGUAUAAAUACAAUUGCAGGUUUUGUGACUGACUCUGUGAAGUUGGUGCUUAACGUUUUUAUAUUUUGGAAUUAUAAUGUAAAGAUUAUUUAAUUUGCAGAUGGCUUUAAAAUUGAAGUAAUAACCUGAUAUAGAAGGAGGCAUAAUUUAAAAUAUUUAGUAGAUAUGUUUCAUCUGUAUUGCCUUAUUUCUAGAUAUGUAAAAAAGUUGGGAUACAAACCUACUAAUGGAUAAAGUUAGCCCGAGAACUCCAUUUUGCUGUGUGUUAUAUACCAAGUGACAUUGUGUAUUAAUCCAAUUUUGAUUCUGCUAGUUUUUAGCAACAAAAUUAUGUUCAUAAUAUUUUGUUAAUCAUUUAUGAAUUAUAAGUAAAUAAAAUUAUCUGAAAAUCUCCAAAAAAUAAAUAAAUACAUUUGCAGAUGUUGUACUUUUAGGUCUAAAUAGAUAUGUAUAUUAAGAAAAGUUUGUGCAUCCUAAAUAUUCUAAUUUUUCUUUUUCAUUGUAUUUACCUGGAUGGUGUGUACACUUGCUAAAGAAGAGACA
This is a messenger RNA of Tupaia belangeri chinensis (Chinese tree shrew), 2937 nucleotides long. RefSeq names its product serpin family A member 7 (gene SERPINA7). Gene Ontology annotation, molecular function: serine-type endopeptidase inhibitor activity. The transcript has 5 exons. The coding region runs from base 8 to 1333 and encodes 441 amino acids. NCBI's taxonomy places the organism in Eukaryota, Metazoa, Chordata, Mammalia, Scandentia, Tupaiidae. The record is from RefSeq and is a predicted model, not a curated record.